CUAUAUUUCUGGGUCAAGCAGUCUCUGCUUUUAUAACAUAUUUCCAGAAAAAGUGUGAGCCUGAGUGGGGGGCUGGGGAAAUCCAUGUUAACAGCGACCUCCGAAUCUUCCCGGGGCGUUCCCCGCCAGCUCCCGCAGGCUCUCCGGACACUGCAGGCCCAACGCCCGGAGACAACCUGGUGGGAUCCUUACCGGGACAGGUCAAGUUCCUGCAGUUCUCCCGGCCCAGCCGCCCCCACUCGCAGGGGUCAAGUACGUGGCCACGUCCUUGAAGGCCAGAGCCAUGGGCGCACAGGUGUGGGAGCAGAGAGGGAGAGAGACCCAAGAGUGGGAAGAGCUGUGGUGAGGUGUCCCCCAAGGUGAAGGAUGCUUGUAGAAACUGUCCCUGCUGAGCGGGAGCCAGAGCAGCUCGGAGGAGUAAAACUGGAGGAGGAGGAGGAAGAGGCUGCCAGCCCGGAGGACCCCAGGCGGCCAGAGAUAAGGCUCCGACCAGAAGUGGCUCACCAGCUCUUCAGAUGCUUCCAGUAUCAGGAGGACAUGGGGCCCAGGGCAUCGCUGAGCCGGCUCCGGAAGCUCUGUAGCCACUGGCUGCAGCCAGCACUACACAGCAAGAAGCAGAUCUUGGAGCUGCUGGUGCUAGAGCAGUUCCUAAGCGUGCUGCCCCCACACCUCCUGGCCCGGCUUCAGGGCCAGCAGCUGAGGGAUGGCGAGGAAGUGGUACUGCUGCUGGAGGGUGUCCAGAGGGAGUCCGUCGACGUGGGGCCACUGGAUUUUAGUUUUAACACUGGCAAGAAUUGUCCCCGUGCAGACAUCACCUUGGAAGAACAAGGGGACCCUUCCCAGGUGUCCAUCCAUAGCCCCAAAAAGGAAGUGCCCCCAGAAAAGCCUCCAGCCCUAGAGCCAACGAAAGGACUCCUGCCAUCCCAGCCAGGGCCCUCUGAGUCUGCUGAGCUGGGGGCCUGGAGACGUCCCACACAUUCAAAGCAGCCACUGAGCCCAGGUUCCAAGAGGACAUUUCAGGCCCUGCAAGAGAGUGUGCUGUCAGCCCCCCAGGACCGUGAGCUGUGGCCUGAGAACUCCCACGAUCAGGAGCUGGCUGCUGUUCUGGAGUCCCUGACCUUUGAAGAUGCCCCAGUGAAGAAGGCGUGGCCUGUGCACCCUCUGGGAUUUGGAAGCAGAACCCCAGAUGGGGCAUUUCAAGAAGAGCCCAGAGGGGUUGCCUGGUCUGCUGCCAUCUCCGCAGAAUCUCAGGAAGGUAGUCCAGGGGCGACAGAAGAGCCCCAUGCGCAGUCACUUGGGCAGGGCCCUGAAGUGAGCAGCCCUCAUGCAGGAGAGUCCCCUGAUGGUAAGAGUGAUGAUGUUCUAGAGGCCAAAGUGGCCGGAGGGGCCUCUAAUCCGGAAGCAGAGACGAAGUUCAUCUGCACAGAAUGUGGGGUGAGUUUCACGAAGCUGGCCCGCCUGGAAGGGCACCAGUUGCGGUCUCACCCCGGAGCGCGGUCCUUCCCAUGCCUGUGCUGUGGGAAGACCUUCGGCCGCAACUCUAUCCUCAAGCUGCACAUGCGCACGCACACGGACGAGCGGCCACAUGCCUGCCACCUCUGCAACCACCGCUUCCGCCAGAGCUCACAUCUAAACAAGCAUCUGCAGACACACUCCGAGCCUGCCUUCCUGUGUGCCGAAUGUGGCCAGGGCUUCCAGAGUCGGACCAGCCUCCUGCAGCACCUGUUGGCUCACGCCCAGGACCAAAAGGCGUCCUGUACCACGGAGACCAAGACCAAAGCUCCAGAACUGGCUGUUGUCCUGUGCUCCCAUUGUGGCCAAACCUUCCAGCGCCGCUCCAGCCUCAAGCGCCACCUGCGGAUUCACGCCAAAGACAAGGGCCACCAGCGCUCCGAGAACUCAGACAGCCUACACCGGAGCCCUGAUGAGCGCAGGCCCUACGUGUGCAGCGACUGCGGCAAGGCUUUCCGGCGCAGUGAGCACCUGGGGGCCCACCUACGUGUGCACACGGGCGAGCGGCCCUUCUCCUGCCAGGUCUGCAGCCGCAGAUUCAGCCAGAGCUCCCAGCUGGUCUACCACCAGCGGGUGCACACGGGCGAGAAGCCCUACGGCUGCCAGCAGUGCGGGAAGCGCUUCGUGCGCCGAGCUAGCCUCGCCCGCCACCUCCUGACACACGGUGGCCCAAGGCCCCACCGUUGCACCCAGUGCGGCAAAACCUUCAGCCAGACUCAGGACCUUGCUCGCCACCGGCGCAGCCACACCGGCGAGAAGCCCUGCCGCUGCAGCCAGUGCGGCGAAGGCUUCAGCCAGAGUGCCCACCUAGCUCGCCACCAGCGCAUCCACACAGGGGAGAAGCCCCACGCCUGUGACACCUGUGGCCACCGCUUUCGCAACAGCUCCAACCUGGCCCGCCACCGCCGCAGCCACACCGGUGAGCGGCCCUAUGGUUGCCAGACAUGCGGUCGGAGUUUCCGACGCAACGCCCACCUGCAGCGGCACCUGGCCACCCAUGCAGGCACAGGGGAUGCGGUGUCCGGGCAGGCCGAGCCCCCUCAAGAGUGCCUAGAGUGUGGCAAGAGCUUCAGCCGAAGCUGCAACCUACUGCGUCACAUGCUGGUGCACACGGGGGCCAGGCCUUACUCCUGCACGCAGUGUGGCCGCAGCUUCAGCCGCAAUUCCCACCUGCUGCGCCACCUGAGAACCCACUCCCGGGAGACCCUGUACUAGCUUCACUCAGGUUCCUCCAGGCCUACCCUGUGGGCCUCUCCCUGCCUCCUCUGCAGCCGAGGCCUGCAGGAGAGGUCCCUGCACCACCCUCCUUGGCCACAGCCCACCCCCACAUCCCUCUGGCUCCCGUUAACCCUGCAUUAGUUCUUCCCUUCCCGGGAAGCAUCUGUUCCUGCCCUCAGGAGCGUAUUUCAAAGUGCCCAAG
Phyllostomus hastatus (greater spear-nosed bat) is the source of this 2932-nucleotide messenger RNA. It is a transcript of the gene ZSCAN10, whose product is annotated as zinc finger and SCAN domain containing 10. The transcript is spliced from 6 exons. Bases 367 to 2727 code for a protein of 786 amino acids. Gene Ontology annotation, biological process: regulation of transcription by RNA polymerase II. The record is from RefSeq and is a predicted model, not a curated record. NCBI's taxonomy places the organism in Eukaryota, Metazoa, Chordata, Mammalia, Chiroptera, Phyllostomidae. Gene Ontology annotation, molecular function: RNA polymerase II cis-regulatory region sequence-specific DNA binding; DNA-binding transcription factor activity.